This is a messenger RNA of Thrips palmi, 1754 nucleotides long. RefSeq lists its product as uncharacterized. Gene Ontology annotation, molecular function: growth factor receptor binding; growth factor activity. NCBI's taxonomy places the organism in Eukaryota, Metazoa, Arthropoda, Insecta, Thysanoptera, Thripidae. Gene Ontology annotation, cellular component: membrane. Gene Ontology annotation, biological process: positive regulation of cell population proliferation; positive regulation of protein autophosphorylation. The record is from RefSeq and is a predicted model, not a curated record. The coding region runs from base 137 to 1201 and encodes 354 amino acids. The transcript is spliced from 7 exons.
ACCUGGCCGAGGGAGGACGCCGUCACAUCGUCACGCCGUCACACCGCCACACCGUCACGCCCGUUCGCCUUGCGAUCCGACUCGCACCGCCGUGACUGCCAGUGCGCCGCCACUGCACUGCCGACUGGGCGACUCCAUGGACCGGCUCGCCGCCCUGCAGGCCCUGCUGGCCCUGGCCGCCGUGCUGUCCUGCGCGGCCCUCGCCUCGGCCUGCGGCUUCCAGGGCCAAGGGUGCGCCUCGGCUGCGUCGGGGCAAGCGGGGCCAGCGGGCCGCAGGGAGCGCAGGGACAUCGUCUUCCCCGGCGAGCACGUGCACGACGUGCACGACUUCGACCCCAUCACCCGAUACUUAACGCCCCAGCAGAUUGACCAGCUCAAUAACUUGGACUCCCUCGAUGACGUGGUGAGAUCGUUCCCAAAUGGAAGUUAUGAUGUCGAGCCUCCAAUUGUGAGCGCCAGAAUUCUGCCCCAACUUUCAAGUAGAAAAGGGGGAGGACCCGCAGGAGAAGCUAGAAGUGAGUACCCAACCAGAUCUCGAGCAAUGAAUCGUAAAAUUUUAAUAGGACAUCGAGCAGGUACCCAUCAGCGACUGAGUUCUGACAGUGAGUACACUGCUGUGAAGCAGCCAGUUGCAGCCAAGUGUCGACCAACAUUGCAACCCGUUGCACUGAAGAAACCAGAUGACCUCUCAAUAAUGUAUUGGCCUUAUUGCAUCCAGCUUGAGAGAUGUGGAGGCUGUUGCAUCAAUGACCGCCAGCAAUCUUGUCAGCCCACUAAAACUGAGAUGGUUACAUAUCGAAUCACAAAAUUCAUAAUUAAUGGAAUGAUUAAAAAUGGUACAGAUCUAUUGCAUCUGGAACGACAUGUGGAAUGCAAAUGUAGAUGCAUUGUAAAAGCUGAGGACUGCAAUGCACUGCAAGAAUACAGCCCCAAUGAGUGUCGUUGCAACUGUGGCAAUGCAGAUGAAAAACGGAAAUGCCUAUCAGAACCAAACAAGCUCUGGGACUACAAUGACUGUAAAUGUAGAUGCAGGGAAUAUCCUGCAGAGGGAUGCACAACAGGCCUCUACUUCGACCCAAACACUUGCACUUGCACAGCAAUACCGGAUGCACGAAGACGUUACACAGACAAUACUUACAAGUUAGAAACGAGAAGGCGCCGUUGGCAAAACAAAACAUCAAAUGCCUUCACCCUCCAAUAAUAUCACCACCUUUUUAAAAAAAGGGAGACCAAAAUAUUUGAGGAGAAGAUUUCUCCCAGUGCCUCUAGUUAGCGAGUUGUCAGGAUAGGAUGAUCUGAUCUAUUAGUUAUUUUCUGUGUAGUGCAUCUUAUAAUGCUGUAAGAUAAAAGUUUAGAAUUUGUUGAAAUGGUAUAUUGUCUUAUUUAUUCUUUUUAAUUAAGUGUAAAGUGGUUACGUGUUUUGAAGUAUUAGCAGUUUAGUUGUUAUCAAGAGGUAUUCCUAGUCGCGAAGAACUGUACUGAUAAAUUCAUAUUAUUAUUUAUUGUUUUCAUUUUUACCUGACUUUGCCCUCAUUUAUGUUCAUUACUGUUUAGAAGAAGAGCAGAGGAUAAAGAAAGAAGCAAGUACUUCUAUAGCCAUAUAAUCUUGUUGAUGUUAUCAUUUUACUACAUACUUGUUUACAAUCAAUGUCAUGGUUCCACUAGAGUGGACAAUUUUUCUCUAAGAGUUCAUUGAAUAGCUUGUAAUUAGAAUGAAAUAGAAUUAGAAAUAAAAGACUAUAGGGAAUUGAUGA